Medicago truncatula (barrel medic) is the source of this 1704-nucleotide messenger RNA. RefSeq lists its product as uncharacterized. The transcript has 5 exons. The coding region runs from base 189 to 1268 and encodes 359 amino acids. The record is from RefSeq and is a predicted model, not a curated record. NCBI's taxonomy places the organism in Eukaryota, Viridiplantae, Streptophyta, Magnoliopsida, Fabales, Fabaceae.
CAAACCCCAGCUUCACGCGGUUAAGCAAAGGGUUCGUAAAACCACUUCCCACCCUUUUUCCUUCAAAUUUUUCUCUUCUCAAAAAGAUUAACCCUACAAUUUCGUCAAAAUAAAAAUAAAAAUCACCCCCCGUUAAUUUUUACUAUUUUUCCUUCUUUAUUUGAAUCAACUCUUUUAUUCCGCCGUUUAUGGCGACGGCACCGAGCAACAAUUCAACUGCGAAAGUCGGAACCCUAGGUCUAACAAAUUCACCGAUGUCUUCAUCGGCGCCGAAAUCUCAACGCGGUCAGAACAAACCUAAGUGCAAGCAGUGUGGCAAUGUUGCUCGUUCUAGGUGUCCUUACGAGCAAUGCAAGAGUUGCUGUUCCAAGAAUCAAAAUCCGUGUCCAAUUCAUGUGUUGAAAGCCAGUACAAUUCCUGACAAUACUCCAUCUUCUGGUGCUGCCCCACUUGAUCGGAAAUCCUUUGAACCACCCCCGUCAAUAAGUGCAGGUAGAGCUGCGUCACUUCGACAACUUUCCAAUAGUUUUGCUCAGUUCAAUAAUUUGCAUCUUUCACUUCGAUCAAAGAAGCCACUAACUAGAAAGGAUGCUGCAGCUAUCAAUGAAUGGAGAUUUUCCAAGUUAAAGGAAUACAAGGAGCGAAAUGUUGAUGCAGAAAAUGAAGCUUUUGACCGAUACAUGCAAAAUGUAGAUUUGCUGGAAGAAGUAUUAUCUGUGAAGCAGUCAGAUGAGGAUGUGUCUUCUGCAUCGGAGGCUAAUCAAACUUCAACAGAGAACAGUGAGGUAAUGAUCCCUGGGUUAAAAUUGCAACUAAGGUCAAACUCGACGAGAAGUGAUGGUGUUAGAAUAAGAAUAAAAAAAACUGUAGAUGAUGGAUUGAAGAAGCUUAAGUGUGCUGUAGAUGGUGACAGCAAUAAUGAAGAAAUCGAUGAAGUUAGUGAAUCUUCGAAUAAGAGAAAGAGGACCGAAAAGUUAUCAGCUAUAAGUGAUCUUCUGGACAAAAUUAACAAAGCCCGAAGUGAGGAGGAUUUGCAGUCAUGCUUGGAGGUGAAGUUACAGCUUUUCAAUUCAGACGAAGACUCUGCUAUGGUGCAACACACAGACAAUGAAAUGCAUCAGAAUCAAACUGCUGAAGGCGAUGCUGUACCAGCAAAAGAAUUGGAUUAUUCGUUACCAAAAUUGGUUGGGUCCUCUGAAAUUGAUCAAGAAACUCUCAACAUCAUUGACAAACACUUUUCUUCUCUUGAGUAUGUGGAGCAGUUAUGAGGUUAGAAUUUUUAGUGGUUAAAAUUUAGCUUCUGCAGAAUGAAGAAAUCUAAAUGUUGUAUGGUAUUAUUCAAGGAAAAGGCUAUGUAAAAUUAGAAUUAGGCAAAACGGAAGCCAAACAAUGUCUCUAAAAUCAGAACGUAUCCAUUUUUUGAAUUAGUUGGAUCGUGAACUUGUUAUAUUUUCAGUUUAAUCAUGAUGUGAUUCAACUGAAGUUAAACAGAAAACGAAUCAGAUGAACUAAUUUAGUCAUGAUUCGAAAAGAAGUAUCACUGAUUCAGUUCGGAUGGCCUGUGAUGAAGUGAAGUCGUCAUUAGUUUACCAUUGUUAUUGCCUAAUUCUGGCAGAAUUCUACAAUACUCUGAUACAUCCAAUUGCGGGGAUCUUGUUUAUAUUUUUGGUAUUUUAUUAUUAGAUUUUUUUAAUAACAAGUUCA